AUUUCUUCACGAGGGGGGGUUAAAGGCCCCCAAAAUAUGCAUAUGUGAAAAGGCCAAAAAGUAACCGUCAUUGACAGGGAGUCUUAACUAGAAAAGGAAACAGGACCAAACUGGCGGGCUCGGUGAAAGCACAGCCGGCAGCGUCCCGGACGAGGAGCUUCCUGAAAAUUUGUGUUCCUAUGUAUAAAGAUGUCUUUGGUGGACUUAGGGAAGAGGUUGCUAGAAGCAGCAAGAAAAGGCCAAGAUGAUGAAGUGAGAACAUUGAUGGCAAAUGGUGCCCCAUUCACCACAGACUGGCUUGGAACAUCACCCCUCCACCUUGCAGCCCAGUAUGGUCAUUAUUCCACAGCAGAAGUGCUCCUUCGAGCAGGAGUUAGCAGGGAUGCACGGACCAAAGUGGACAGGACCCCUUUGCACAUGGCUGCAGCUGAUGGACAUGCACACAUCGUGGAACUACUUGUUAGGAAUGGUGCAGAUGUGAAUGCCAAGGACAUGCUGAAGAUGACAGCUUUGCACUGGGCCACAGAGCACCACCAUCGAGAUGUUGUAGAGCUGCUUAUCAAAUAUGGAGCUGAUGUCCAUGCUUUCAGCAAGUUUGAUAAAUCUGCUUUUGACAUAGCCCUGGAGAAGAACAAUGCUGAGAUUCUGGUCAUCCUUCAGGAAGCAAUGCAGAAUCAGGUGAAUGCUAAUCCCGAGAGAGCCAACCCUGUGACUAUGGCUACCCCAUUCAUCUUCACAUCAGGAGAAGUUGUCAACUUCGCAAGCCUUGUUUCUUCAGCCAGCACCAAGACAACCUCAGGUGACCCCCAUGCCUCCUCAACAGUACACUUCUCAAAUUCUACCACCUCAGUGCUGGCCACCCUUGCAGCUCUUGCUGAGGCAUCAGCUCCCCUCUCCAACUCACACAGAGCCACAGCUAAUUCAGAAGAAAUCAUAGAGGGAAAUUCUGUUGAUUCAUCAAUCCAGCAAGUGGUGGGGAGUGGAGGCCAGAGGGUCAUCACCAUAGUGACCGAUGGAGUCCCUCUGAGUAAUAUCCAAACUGCAAUCCCUGCUGGAGGCAUUGGCCAGCCGUUUAUUGUGACUGUGCAAGAUGGACAGCAAGUUCUAACUGUACCUGCUGGUCAGGUUGCAGAGGAGGCUGUCAUUGAGGAAGAGGCGGAAGAAGCAGAGAAAUUGCCACUGACUAAGAAACCAAGGAUAGAAGAGAUGACAAACAGUGUGGAAGAAAGCAAGGAAGGCACUGAAAGAGAGCUCCUUCAGCAGCAACUCCAGGAGGCGAAUCGGAGAGCCCAGGAAUACCGACACCAGCUUCUAAAGAAAGAGCAGGAGGCAGAACAAUACCGCCUCAAACUAGAGGCCAUGGCCCGACAACAGCCCAAUGGAGUUGAUUUUGCCAUGGUUGAAGAGGUGGCUGAGGUAGAUGCUGUAGUAGUCACAGAGGGGGAGAUGGAAGAGAGAGAGACAGAAGUGACUGGGGCAGUAGGGACCACAGAGCCUCAUACUGGAGUUUCCAUGGAAACUGUUUCAACUUAAUGUGCAAGGGCCACAACUUGUACUGUGUCCAUCUUUUUCCUCUUUAAAAAAAAAUACAGAGGACAAACAUUGUGUAAAAAUUAAGAAUGUCCUAAAGAAGAAAAUUAUAGCAGGGUACAAUGCUAUAGGCUACAACUUGGGCUCAGGAAAGCUCUCUGUGCAACUGGAAACUUCAAAGCCAAAUUUAAGGAACACGUCUUCUGAGGGUCCAAAAUAAUAAGGACCAGAUUUCUCAGCUCACAUCAUUGCUUGAAGCAUAGUGGUAAAAGAAAGGGGGAUGUUAUGGACUGAUUGUUUUUUAAAUAACUGACUUUCUAUCAGAAGAUUUUGAAAUAAUAUUUCUAAUAUGGACAUACCCAGAGCCUUUAAUAGUUGUACCAUCAAGUGACCUGAAACUUUGCCUUAGAUUUAUGAUGUGUACCCAUUAGGGAAGAAACCUAAUUGGGAGGAGGGAUUAGAUGUAAGCUUUGGGGGAGACAAAUAUAUUCUGCUUCCAAAGGAAUAGGCAGGCACUCCCCACUAUCCUGAGUUAAUUUCACUGAGAAGAAAUCACCUAAGUAAAUUUGCAUCCAUUGUGUGUCCAUAGCCCAGAUGCCAGUUUAAGAAACUAAAAUAAAAUUUUUAAAAACUGGAAAAGAAAGAAAACUUGUUGAUGUGGGAGAAGUGUAUGUAGAUCCCAAAUCCUCCAGCUGCACCUCUGCGAUGCUGGAAAGUGGCCACAAUAGAGGCUCGUGGGGUUAGGAAACAGUCUGGUCUCGAGAUACCAACUUUCCUCUGGCUAGAUUUUAUGAAAUUGCAAUGAGGAGGGUAGUCUGUUGUCAGAACAACUUGCUUCCAAACAUUUAUUUAUGUAAUAUCAAGCUUUAAUAUGAACUUUUUAACUUUAUAAAAUUUUGUUGAGUUUGCUAAGUGUGCCUUUCUGUGGAACUUACAUGGUAUCCACUCAUGUGCAAGAAAAGACAGGAGGAGAGAUGAAGGCUGAGGAUGUUGUAUUUUUAAUCCAUCUGAUUUGGGCUGAGUACACUGUUAUUUUCUUAAGGUCAGGUCUCGUGUGGAGCUUUUGUGCUUUAUAGGUGCUCAGUGUUGGCAGAGGGGGUAAGGACAACCAGUGCCAUAACGUAAGGAACCAAAGAUUCUGGCCAGAUCUUUGUCACCUUACUCUCUUCUCUCCCACCAUGCCUGCUACUUUUGCCUAGACACUUUAGAAAGUGUUUCAUUGCUGGGAUUUCUUGGAGUCUUUUUUUUUUUUUUUUAAAGAAUGGGAAUAUGGGUAGAGAGAGAGAGAGGUUGUGGAGAGGUCAUCAUCCUGGACUUGCCUUGUUAUAAAUUAGAAGCAACCAGAGGGAGAUGUGAAGGACAGGGAAGCCUGGUGUGCUGCAGUCCACAGGGUCGCAAAGAGUCGGACACGACUGAGCAGACUGAACAAGAGGGAGAUGUGCCAAGUAAACAGUUGAAUGACUGUUUAGAAUAAGAUUUUCUUAAUUAGCGAUCAUGGGGAAAACAUGUAUUUUUAAUUUGGAAUAAAAUGUGACAGUUAACAGGGUUCUAUUUACUUUGAUUAGUGAAGUAAUUUGCUGCAGUUUUCCAGAGGUGCAGAAUCAUUUAGGGCUCAAAAUAGACUGUAAACAUAACUCCCCAAACCAAAUUUAACGAAAGAGAAAAGUGAAAGUGAAGUCACUCAGUCGUGUCUGACUCUUUGCAACCCAGUGGACUGUAGCCUACCAGGCUCCUCCAUCCAUGGGAUUCUCCAGGCAAGAAUACUGGAGUGGGUUGCCAUUUCCUUCUCCAGGGGAUCUUCCUGACCCAGGGAUCCAACUCGGGUCUUCUGCAUUGCAGGCAGACACUUUACCCUCUGAGCCACCAAGGAAGCAAGCCCCAAAAGAAUUGUCUGUUAGAAGCUUAUAGACAAAAAUAGCAGUUUUGAAAUGAAUUUUGGCUCUGGGCCACCUUAGCUAGGUUUUCUCCAUGGACCAAGUACUGAGCACUUUCCAGAUGAUCAGAGAUUAGUCUGCACCAUUGGGGAUGGUGGAGAAAUUCAGUAGAACAGCCUAGGUAUGGGUGAGUGUAAAAUGGUGGUAUCUGCUGUCAAAUCGUUCUGUUUCUAUUUGCAAUGUUUUUCCUUUCUCUGAGUCCCUUUGUGAAUCAGGUGCUAACAGUAAGCUGCUAUUGUGUUCCAUUUCAGAGCUUUAGCUUAACUAUAGAGGGACCAAGUGUUACUUUAGAUGUGUUUUGUGUGUUUUCUUGGUGUAUAUAUUGACUUUAGUUCCUUGUUUUUUGGUUUGUUUGGUUUUUUUUUUCUUUCCUGUUAAGGGGGUGGAGGUUAACUCUGCAGAAAAUAUCUAGAUCCAACCAGCUACCUUAGUGCUGAUUCCAUCCAGCACUCCCUUCUGAGUAUACAGAGCCCCUACUGUUUGAAGGAACUGUUUAGAGGUUCUUAUUCUUUUUCUGUAAAAUCCUAUCAUUCCCACCCAGAAAAAUAUCUAAUAUAGCCCAAGUCAUUUUUGAUGAUGGGGUCUCUGAGAUAGGGAGUUUAAGGAGGGGUUGGGUUAGGGAGAGAGAGAA
Dama dama (fallow deer) is the source of this 4095-nucleotide messenger RNA. RefSeq names its product GA binding protein transcription factor subunit beta 2 (gene GABPB2). Gene Ontology annotation, molecular function: transcription cis-regulatory region binding; protein binding. Gene Ontology annotation, biological process: positive regulation of transcription by RNA polymerase II. The transcript is spliced from 9 exons. NCBI's taxonomy places the organism in Eukaryota, Metazoa, Chordata, Mammalia, Artiodactyla, Cervidae. Gene Ontology annotation, cellular component: nucleus. Bases 190 to 1533 code for a protein of 447 amino acids. The record is from RefSeq and is a predicted model, not a curated record.